AUGAAGACUGUGAUAUUUUUCCUGUUCAUCUUGGGAGUUGCAGCUGCAGUCCCCACAACCACAAGGUUCUUAUCUGAUCAUUCCAAACCCACUGCUGAUUCUCUGAGUUCCAUUCAACACAGUGAAACAUCAGCAACACCCCACAAUACUGCAAUUCCUACAUUAGAGAUUGAAUAUGCAGAAAAUGAAAAAGAACCUUCAAUAUAUGUAGAAGAUUAUGAGUAUUUCUUUUCUUUUAAGGAUGAAAAAUCUUCAAUAUUAACAUCAAAAGAGGAAAGUCAUGAACAAGCAGAGGAUCACGACCAGAAUUCUAGCAAAGAAACAGGACAGAAAGAUCAAGAAGAUCGUGAUGGUGACUUAGGUGUGGGUUUGGAAGACAAACCAACUGAAGGAACAUUGAACUUGAACGAAGAUACAACUGGUCAUCAAAAGAAAAAUCUCUCUGAGAACACUGACUUCCAUGAUCCUGAUGUUAGUUCCACUGUAGAUUACAAACAACAACAAAACCUCACAGAGAAGGAGAGAAACCAAGACGAUCAGGUGAAUAAGAGUAGCAAACUUAUCGAAGACCUAAGUGACCAAGAAAACCAGGAACAGGAUCCAACCAUUCCCAAACAAGAAGAGGAAAAAGAGACAGUUGGUGCUCAGGAUGAAAGCCAAGAAAGUGAAGAAGAAAAAGAAGAACUAUCUAAAGGGCAGUUUAGCAGCAACCAAGAAAAUAGCACCCAAUUGGAUGAUGUUUUGGAAGAGUCCAGUCAACCAACUCAAGUCAGUAUGACGCAGAAGGCAGAAUCUGAACAGGGCAACCAAGAACAAGAUGGAGAGGAUCAUUUCAAAGAAGAAAUGGAAGAGGAAAGUGCAUCAAAAAUCAACAAACAUGGUCAAGAUACUGAAUGGCAGGGCCAAGAAGGGAAAACUGGUCAUGAAAUUAUCACUGCCCACAAGGAGAUGGAGAAAAAAACAGUUCCUGAAGCUUUGUUCAUGGAGCCUAUUGGAAAUGGCAACAGCAUGCCUCAAAAUCAGGAGGCUGGGGCUGGUGAGGAGAGUCCCGGGCACAAUGCUGGUGAUGAGGGCUUCAGCCCAAGCCAGCCCUUCCUAGAGAAUGAUCGAGCUCAAUCCAAUUAUUAUCCUAUCAACAAUGAGGAACCAAAAGAAAGAGUAAAUGAAAAUGAGAGUGUUGACAGCAACGGACCUAGAGAAUCCCAAGAGGUCAAGAAAAUAGAGAGUUUGCCGAAUGAAGAUGAAAAUUCAAGUGAAGGUAAUAUGAGGGUGGAGGAUGCUUGCAUGACUUUCCAGUGUAAAAGAGGACAUGUUUGCAAGGCUGACGCCCAGGGAAAACCCCGCUGUGUUUGCCAAGAUCCAGUGACCUGUCCUCCUACAAAACUUCUUGACCAAGUUUGCGGCACUGACAAUCAGACCUAUGCGAGCUCCUGCCAUCUCUUUGCUACUAAAUGCAAACUAGAAGGGACCAAGAAGGGACAUCAACUGCAACUGGAUUAUUUUGGAGCCUGCAAAUCUAUCCCUGCUUGUACAGACUUUGAAGUGACUCAGUUUCCUCUGCGGAUGAGAGAUUGGCUCAAGAACAUCCUCAUACAGCUUUAUGAACACAACCCGGAGCAUGCUGGCUACCUGAAUGAAAAGCAGAGGAGCAAAGUCAAGAAAAUUUACCUGGAUGAAAAGAGACUCUUGGCCGGGGACCAUCCCAUUGACCUUCUCUUAAGGGACUUUAAGAAAAAUUACCACAUGUAUGUGUAUCCAGUGCACUGGCAGUUUAGUGAGCUCGACCAACAUCCGAUGGACAGAAUCUUGACCCAUUCAGAGCUUGCUCCUCUGCGAGCAUCUCUGGUGCCCAUGGAACACUGCAUAACCCGCUUUUUUGAGGAGUGUGACCCCAACAAGGAUAAGCACAUCACUCUGAAGGAGUGGGGCCACUGCUUUGGAAUUAAAGAAGGUAAAUUGAUCAUCAGCCCAGGGAAAGAAUUGACCUCUUCUCCAGACUAG
Elephantulus edwardii (Cape elephant shrew) is the source of this 2001-nucleotide messenger RNA. RefSeq names its product SPARC-like 1 (hevin) (gene SPARCL1). Lineage: Eukaryota; Metazoa; Chordata; Mammalia; Macroscelidea; Macroscelididae. Gene Ontology annotation, molecular function: extracellular matrix binding; calcium ion binding; protein binding. The record is from RefSeq and is a predicted model, not a curated record. Gene Ontology annotation, biological process: anatomical structure development. The coding region runs from base 1 to 2001 and encodes 666 amino acids. The transcript has 9 exons.